Messenger RNA from Panicum virgatum (switchgrass), 2361 nucleotides. Its product is annotated as subtilisin-like protease 3. The coding region runs from base 1 to 2361 and encodes 786 amino acids. The transcript has 2 exons. NCBI's taxonomy places the organism in Eukaryota, Viridiplantae, Streptophyta, Magnoliopsida, Poales, Poaceae. Gene Ontology annotation, biological process: proteolysis. The record is from RefSeq and is a predicted model, not a curated record. Gene Ontology annotation, molecular function: serine-type endopeptidase activity.
AUGGAGGUGGGUCACCGACGACCGUGGCCCCUGCUCGUAGUCGUACUGCUGCUGGCCGCCACCGCGGCGGCGACGGCGGCACGUCUGGAGCUGGAGCCUGUGACCCAUGGCGGGUACCGGCGCUACAUCGCGUUCAUACACUUCCCCCCUGCCGGCAACGGCAGCCGCCUCCACGACAUGCACAAUAUGGAGGCGCACCGGGCGUACCACGCAUCGCUCCUGCCCAGCAGGACGACGCGCGACGGGCGGGUCCGGCUGCUCUCCUCUUACACUGCGCUCGGCGGGUUCUCCGCCUUGCUGACCGACAGCGAGGCGGAGGACCUGGCCGGGAAGCCUGGCGUCGCAUCGGUGAUGCCGAGCGGCUACCGGUACCCGCAGACGACGCGGACGCCCUACUUCCUUGGCCUCGCGAGCGGCGACGACAUCUUUUCCUGGGUCUGGGUGCAGGCCAGGUAUGGCGCCGGCGUCAUCGUAGGGAUAGUGGACGGCGGGAUCGACUACGAGCACCCUUCGUUCGCCGAUCACGACGGCAGCAUGCCGCCGCCGCCGCCGCGGUGGAAAGGAACCUGCGAGCAGUUCGACUGCACGAACAAGGUGAUCGGUGGGCGCAACCUUGUCAAUCCUGGAGAGGCACCAGACGACGAGAUGAGCGGCCACGGUACCCACACGGCGAGCACGGCGGCGGGCAUUCCCGUGCACGGAGUCUCCUUCAACAGGAAGGGACUCGCCAACGGCACGGCCUCGGGGACGGCUCCCGGGGCUCACGUCGCCGUGUAUAAGGUUUGCGGCCUAGUGGGCAACAGGCAGAGGUGUCCAGAGGCGUUCAUCCUGGAAGGCCUCGACGCGGCGGUGAGAGACGGAGUGGACGUCAUCAGCUUGUCCAUCAGCGGGCCGGCGAGGGUGACCUACGACCGCGACUCCAUCGCGGUGGGCGGCUACAGGGCCAUGGCACGCGGCGUCCCACUGGUGACCGCCGCCGGCAACCAAGGCCCGGACGUGUCGUCGGUGCAAAACGACGCACCCUGGCUCUUCACCAUCGGAGCCGGCACCGUCGACCGGUCUCUCCAGUCGAAACUGCUGCUGAGGCCGGAGUCGUCUGGUGGCGAUCCUCUCGUCGGCGAGUCCUGCGGCGGGGACUGGACGGCCGACGGGUGGCAGACGACAACCGCGCCGGCGAACCUCUCCUACCAGUACGACGCCCUGGGAAGAAGAGACCGCUACUGUAUGUUCCCGGAGAAGGAGCUGCAGGAGCGCGUGCAGAACAAGGUGGUAGUGUGCGACGCGGCGACUCCCAUGGACCAGCCCGACAAGCUGCUGGCAGCCGGCGCCACGGCCGUCGUCCUCGUCGGGACCCCGAAGCAGGGCUUCACGUUCCAGCUCAAGGGCUACACGUCUCCACGGGUCAUCCAGGUAUCGAACGACGACCACUUGAAGCUCAAGGACUACGCCCUCUCGUCGUCGUCUGCAUCCUUGACGCCGGUGGGUACAGUGCUCGGCUUCACGCCCGCGCCGCUCGUUGGCUACUUCUCGGGGCGAGGGCCCAGCAAGCUCACGCCCGGGAUCGCCAAGCCCGACCUCCUCGCCCCCGGCGUGAACGUCCUCGCCGGGGUGCCCUACAAUCAGGACGGCAUCGACUACAAGUUCAUGAGCGGGACCUCCAUGGCGACGCCCCACGUCGCCGGCCUCCUCAGGAGGAUGCACGCAGACUGGUCUCCCGCGGCGAUCAGGUCCGCGCUCAUGACCACCGCCGACGUCCUGGACAACGCCGGCAAUGCGAUCGGGAACGAGCACAAGACACCUGCCGGGAUCUACUCGACGGGAGCCGGCCACGUCAACAUCACCCGAGCCCUGGACCCGGGCCUCGUCUACGACAUCGGGGAGGCGGACUACGCCGCGCUCGUCUGCUCCGUCCUCAACGAAGACGCAUUCCGCAGGAUCACCGACGACGCCACCGCGAGCUGCUCCGUCUUGCCCACCAUGCGUGAGGCGGACCUCAACUACCCGUCCAUCACCGUACCCCUGCUGCCGACCACCUUCGUCCUCAAACGGACGGUGACCAACGUCGCAGCAACCUCAUUUGACGGUCAGCCGGAGACCUACCUCAUCAGCGUCGAUGUGCCCGGUGACGUGGGGGUCACAGUGGAGCCGAGCUCCCUGAAGUUCACGUCACCGGGCCAGAAGGCUUCGUACACGCUGUAUGUCGCCUCCUACGGCACGCCGGCCGCUGGACGCGUGUACCACGGCGCGGUCACGCUCGCGUCAGCCAAGCACACCGUGCGGAGCCCGAUGAUCGCCGUCGUGGACCUCCCCGCUCCCAAACCUCCGACGUCUUGGAAGCAGCUGCUGCUUCCGCACCACUGA